Messenger RNA from Brenthis ino (lesser marbled fritillary), 1005 nucleotides. Lineage: Eukaryota; Metazoa; Arthropoda; Insecta; Lepidoptera; Nymphalidae. The record is from the annotation of a GenBank genome assembly.
AUGACCACUGCGAGCGUUUUGCUCACUGUCGGCACGACAUGGACAGCGAAUAACGACGGAUGCGACAAAGAAGAGCGCGUGGGACGGACUAUGAGGAACGUGGCCGCUGUCGCCGCUAGAGAACUGAGGGAGACACCAGCUACAAGAGAACAAGCUAUACGUAUUAUGCGUGAAUGGAUCCAAAAGAACAACGAUAUCAAAAAUGUUAGACAAGAUGAAGCUUUCUUACUGCGCUUUCUUCGCCACAAAAAGUACAGUAUACCGAUGGCUCAACAGACGCUGUUGAAAUAUUUAAGCCUAAGAAAAUUUUAUCCAAGCAUUUUCACAAAAUUGGACUGUGAAGAUCCUAAAAUAAAGGACAUUCUCAAUAACGGGUACAUAGCGGUUUCACCGGUGCGCGACAGCAAGGGUCGUCGGGUCAUCGUUUACAAUAUGGGUAAAUUUGAUGCGACGAAAUAUAACUGCUGGGAUAUGUGUCGCGCUCAUGUAAUAGUUUAUGAGACGUUGAUGGAAGACCCCAUCGAUCAGAUCUUUGGUUUCUCUCAUGUGGGGGACGGCAGUGGAUCGAGCACCGCUCACGUGACCACCUGGAAUCCCAUCGACUUCGCAAGACUCAUGAAGUGGGGCGAGCAAUCAGUACCAAUGCGUCACAAGGAAUUCCAACUCGUCAACGUGCCUGCCGCCCUUAAGUACAUAAUUGACUUUGCGGCAAGCAAAGUGUCUCCGAAAAUGAGCGAAAGGCUACAUAUCCACACCAACAUCAAGACUUUGCUAAAUCACGUGGACAUGUCGUGUUUACCUACGGCAUACGGAGGUCACAUACCACUACAAGAUAUGAUCAAAUUCACAAGAGAAUUGCUCUUGGAAAAAAGGGAGACCGUCCUGGCUUUAGAUAAAAUGGAACUUUUAAGCACUAAAGGCAUCAUUUCUUCGAGAAAACCAACAAAUAUCAUUAAAGGUGACAACGUUUCCGUCGAAGGAAGCUUCAGAAAGCUAGAAAUAGAU